UCGGUAGCCUUUGCUGUGGUGUAGGUGGGUUGUCAACAGCUCUGUUUAUUUCCUUGUGAGGUGUAAUUAAUGCUAACAAAGAUCUUGGAGAAGACCCUGAGUGGAGAAGGAACAUUUGAGGCAGGCUUGUGGAAGCAUCUGCUGUGGGCUGAAGCAAUCAGGAAUAGAAAAUCCAAUCAUGAUUCUAAUUCUGUGACAUGGGGGUUUGGGCCUUUUGGAGAACAUGCUGUGAAUGCCAGCUGGAUUGCAGUGCAGGAGCUGGAGAAGCUGGGGCUGGGGGAUGAUGUGGAUCUGCAUGUCUAUGAGGUCCCUGUUGAGUACCAGACCGUGCAGAGGCUCAUCCCUGCCUUGUGGAAGAAGCACAGUCCCCAACUGGUGGUGCACGUGGGAGUGUCAGGCAUGGCCACCACUGUCACCCUGGAGAAGUGUGGCCACAACGUGGGCUACAAGGGGCUGGACAACUGCCGCUUCUGCCCGGGCUCGCAGUGCUGCGUGGAGGGCGGCCCCGAGUGCAUCGACUCCAUCAUCGACAUGGACGCUGUCAGCAGCAGGGUGUCAGCCCUGGGGCUGGAUGUCACUGUCACCAUCUCCAAGGAUGCUGGCAGGUACCUCUGUGACUUCACCUACUACACCUCCUUGUACCAGAGCCAUGGGAGGUCAGCAUUUGUCCACGUGCCUCCUCUGGGAAAACCUUAUUCUGCAGAACAGCUGGGCAGGGCCCUGCAGGCCAUCAUAGAGGAAAUGCUGGAUGUUUUGGAGCAUUCUGAAGACAAAAUCAAUUGUCAACAUGAACACUGAGCCUGCCCAGGAGCUCUCCUAGUAUUGCACUUCCAAAAUUUUUUAUUUUUUUUUUCCCUGCUGCCGAAGUAUUAGGGGAAAAAAAAGCAAAAAAAAAAAAAAAAAAAAUGUUCCAGAUCAAGAAUUGGAGACUCAAAAAAAAAAAAAAAAAAAAAAAAAAGGAAAAUUCAACAAAUUCUACUUCUAGAAAUUAACUUUUUUUUUUGUUGUUGUUGUUGAAUCUGUGAGUUUCAGCCUGAGCAACAAAGGAUUGAAAAAAUCUCUUCUCUAAAACAUCUGCAGCUCCUCAUUCCUGAGGGAGGAGUUUCCAGGGGAUGGAUCCUCACCUGCCAGAUCCUCCCUGGGACAUUCCUCACCUGGACUCAGCCUUCAGCUGCAGGGAAUUGCUCACCCAGCCCUCUCCUGGCUCAUUCUUGAGUUGGAAGGUUUGCUUUCAGUUGGUUUUGGGUUUGUUUCCCCCCCUCUCUUGACCCAAAUUCAAGGUGAUGAUGUGGGGAGAGCAGCUGGAGUUGGGAUGGAGUGGGAUUGUCUUGGAGAGCAGAGUCUGGUGGCUGUGAGGAGCCUGAAAUUGCUUGGCUGGAGUGGAAACUGAUUUUAGGCACUGAUUCCUCACUCCACAUCCUCCAGAUACCCACAGGGUCUCUGUAGCUGCAGCAGAAGGGAUGUUCCUUUUGGAACCCAAAUCCAGCUGGAUUUUUUUCUUUUUUUUUUUAAUUGUUGAGCCUGACUCCUAAAUCUUUCUAAAUCUCUUUUCCUGCCUCUCUCUUGGCCACCUCCCUCCCUGGAGUCAAUCAUGGACCUCCUGCAGCAAACACCUCAGUCCAAGUGUGUCUAAAACCAAUUAUUAGUGGGUAAAGAGCUUUGCUGAGGGCCACUUUCCCCACUGCAGAUCUUUAUCCUGGGCUCUUGGUGCUCAAUGCUGUUUUUGAGGUGAAGCUUGAGUAAUUUAAAACUUCCUGAGCUGCAGAUUUUCCCUCUUGUUCCAGGUUAGGAGAGUAAUACUCAACUGAGAUCCCAGUUCCUAAUUGGUUGAGUGGAGGCAAAAAAAAAUGCAGGUGGAAAGACACCCUUGCAAAAUCAAAUAUUUCCAGAUUUUCAACCCAAUCCCAGUGCCUGGAAAGCAGAGGCAGUGAUUUGAAAUGAAGGAAUUGUGCUCAGAGGGAGGAUUUGAGGCUCUUUCUUGCUGUCCCCUCCCAAUGGGAGGGGGUAAAAGUGAUGCUGCUUGUGGGAGCUUUCCCAGGAGUUAUUUUGGGGAAGGGCACCUGCAGCAUCUCAGCAGUGGGUGAUGCUGGUCUUGUGUGGAGAUUUUGCUGCCAAAUUCUUGAGAUUUCAGCAAAAA
This is a messenger RNA of Oenanthe melanoleuca, 2137 nucleotides long. RefSeq names its product pyroglutamyl-peptidase I (gene PGPEP1). NCBI's taxonomy places the organism in Eukaryota, Metazoa, Chordata, Aves, Passeriformes, Muscicapidae. The record is from RefSeq and is a predicted model, not a curated record. The transcript has 5 exons. The coding region runs from base 70 to 798 and encodes 242 amino acids. Gene Ontology annotation, molecular function: pyroglutamyl-peptidase activity. Gene Ontology annotation, biological process: proteolysis. Gene Ontology annotation, cellular component: cytosol.